AUGACCUCCAGGGAUUUGACAAUAGGAAUGAUCUUCUUGUCACAGACUGCGGUUGGAAUCCUGGGGAAUUUCUCUCUUCUUUGCCAUUACCUCUCCUUUCACUUCACAGGAUGCAGGGUGAGGUCCACAGAUCUGAUUCUCAAGCACCUGACUAUAGCCAACCUCUUAGCGAUUCUCUCUAAAGGAAUCCCUCAAACGAUGGCAGCUUUGGGGGUGGAAGAUUUCCUCAAUGAUACAGGAUGCAAGCUUGUUUUCUAUGUUCACAGAGUGAGCAGGGAUGUGUCCCUUGGCACCACCUGCCUCUUGAACAUCUUCCAGGCAAUUAUGAUCAGCCCCAGGACCUCCAGGUGCGCAGAGCUGGCAGUAAAAGCUCCCAAGUUCAUAGGCACUUCCAUUAUCUUCUGCUGGGUGCUGAACAUGACUGUAAACAUCAUAGUUCUCGUGUAUGUGGCUGGCAAAGACGGUAUCACUGACAAAAAUGACUAUGGCUAUUGUUCUGCUGCUCUUCACGAGAAGACCGUAGGCACAUUGUAUGUCACAUUGGUAUUAUUCCAUGACGGCUUCUGUUUGGUGCUCAUUCUCUGGGCCAGCGGCUCCACGGUGUUCAUCCUACUCGGACACAAGCAGCAGGUCCAACACAUUUACAGGAACCAUGUCUCCCCCAGAUCCUCCCCUGAGACCAGAGCCACCCAGAGCAUCCUCGUCCUAGCGAGCACCUUUGUGUGUCUGUGCACGGUCUCCUCUAUCCUUCAUGUUUGUUUGGCUACUUUAAGGAAUCCCAGCUGGUGGCUGGUGAACCUCUCUGCACUGAUUGCCGCGGGCUUCCCGACCGUCAGCCCCUACGUGCUCAUGAGCCAUGACCCCACAGUGUCUAGGCCCUGCUUUGCCUGGAUAAGGAACACAAAAUCCCCUAAACAUAUCAUAAACAUAAAUAGCAUGUGUAUUCACACUGGCUAA
This is a messenger RNA of Manis javanica (Malayan pangolin), 957 nucleotides long. Its product is annotated as vomeronasal type-1 receptor 4-like. Gene Ontology annotation, molecular function: pheromone receptor activity. Gene Ontology annotation, biological process: G protein-coupled receptor signaling pathway. The record is from RefSeq and is a predicted model, not a curated record. Gene Ontology annotation, cellular component: membrane. Lineage: Eukaryota; Metazoa; Chordata; Mammalia; Pholidota; Manidae.